This is a messenger RNA of Lolium rigidum, 1665 nucleotides long. RefSeq names its product protein NRT1/ PTR FAMILY 8.1-like. The transcript has 3 exons. Gene Ontology annotation, biological process: transmembrane transport; oligopeptide transport. The record is from RefSeq and is a predicted model, not a curated record. Gene Ontology annotation, cellular component: membrane. Bases 1 to 1665 code for a protein of 554 amino acids. Gene Ontology annotation, molecular function: transmembrane transporter activity. Lineage: Eukaryota; Viridiplantae; Streptophyta; Magnoliopsida; Poales; Poaceae.
AUGGAAGCUGUACAGGUAGAAUCAAAAGGCUCGCAUGGUGGCGAUGCCGAUCGCCGGACGUCCAGGAAUGAUCGCCGGAGCUCGUGGGGCUGCACUUUGCUCAUCGUGAACACGUGCUUGCAAUGCGUGUCCUACUACGGCUUGUCGACGAAUCUGAUGAACUACUUUACGGAGGAGCUGCACGCCGGCAGCAAGUCCGCGGCGAACGGCGUGACCAACUGGGUGGGUACCAGCUCCAUCACGCCGCUGGCCGCCGCCUUCCUCGCCGACUCCUUCCUUGGCAGGUACUGGACCAUCACCGUCUUCCUCGUCAUCUCCGCCGUGGGAUACGGUGUGGUGACGGCGAGCGCCUCGUGGGCGCUGCAGAGCGCGGUGUUCUACGCGGGGCUGUACCUGGUGGGACUGGGCGGCGCGCUGCAGCCGGUCAUGGUGUCUUUCGGCGCCGACCAGUUCGGCGACGACGAGUCCGAGCGCGGGCAGCAGAGCUCCUUCUUCAACUGGUUCUACUUCUCCGUCAACGUGGGCUCGCUUGUCGGCGGCACCGUGCUGGUGUGGGUGCAGACCGCCCACGGCUGGCGGCUCGGCUACGGCAUCCCAGCCCUGCUCAGCGUGCUCGCCGUCGCGCUGUUCAUCGCCGGCACUGGCGCGUAUCGCAGGCACCAGCCGCCGGGGGGAUUCCCGCUGACCAGGAUCGCGCAGGUGGUAGUCGCCGCCGUCAGGAAGUGCGACGUGGAGGUGCCGGACGACGCCGCGCUUCUGCACGAGUGCGAGGGCGACGAUGCCGUGUCGGCGAUACAGGGGAGCCGCCGUCUCGCGCGCACCGGCCAGUUCAGGUUCUUGGACAAGGCAGCGGUGGAGACGGCGGGCGACAAGGGCGGUCGUCCGGCGAGGCCGUGGCGACUGUGCACGGUGACGCAAGUAGAGGAGCUCAAGUGCGUGCUCCGGCUGCUCCCCGUGUGGGCCUGCGGCAUCAUCUUCGCGGCGGCGUACACGCAGAUGUCCACCACCUUCAUCCUCCAGGGCAACACCAUGGACCCUCGCCUCGGCAGCUUCCGCGUGCCCGCCGCCAUGCUUUCCGUCUUCGACACCCUAAGCGUCAUGAUCUGGGUGCUGCUCUACGACCGCGCUGUUGUCCCGCUCGCGCGCCGUCUCACUGGCAACAACGGCGGGUUUACGCAGCUAGCGCGCAUGGGCGUCGGUUUUUUCAUCCUCACCAUCGCCAUGUUGCUUGCCGGGGCACUGGAGGUUGCCCGCCGCCGAGUCCUUGUGCUCCAUGGCACCUACAUCGGCGUGGAUGGCAUCGAGUAUAUGCCGAUGUCGAUCUUCUGGCAGGUGCCGCAAUACGUGGUGGUGGGUGCGGCGGAGGUGUUUACAUUCAUUGGGCAGAUGGAGUUCUUCUACGACCAGGCGCCGGACGCCAUGCGGAGCGUCUGUUCGGGGCUCGCAGGCGCGGCGUUUGCGCUAGGCAACUACGCCAGUUCGGCGAUCGUGGUCGUUGUGGUGCGCGCCACGACGAGGGAUGGGAGCCCUGGAUGGAUCCCCGAUGACAUCAAUGAAGGGCACCUGGAUUACUUCUUCUGGCUGCUCGCCAUGCUUUGCUUCCUAAACUUCGGCACCUACCUGAUCGUGGCACGAUGGUACAAAUACAAGAAGAUUGCGGAUUGA